Messenger RNA from Capra hircus (goat), 3544 nucleotides. It is a transcript of the gene TWNK, whose product is annotated as chromosome 26 C10orf2 homolog. Gene Ontology annotation, biological process: mitochondrial DNA replication. The coding region runs from base 576 to 2630 and encodes 684 amino acids. Gene Ontology annotation, molecular function: 5'-3' DNA helicase activity; ATP binding; single-stranded DNA binding. The record is from RefSeq and is a predicted model, not a curated record. The transcript is spliced from 5 exons. Gene Ontology annotation, cellular component: mitochondrion. Lineage: Eukaryota; Metazoa; Chordata; Mammalia; Artiodactyla; Bovidae.
CAUGGCUAGUGGCUCGCGUGUGACCCAUGUUGCAGGCGACAGGGGUUAGACGAGAGUGGUGACCCGGGGGCUGGGGUCAGGAGCGGCGGAGCUCCUAGCCGUGGAGCCGAGGAGGCCACCCGGCGGAGGCACGACGGGCGCCCCUCGGCGGGAGCGGCGGAGCACACUCUAGUCGCCUGGAGUCCCCUUGAGGGGAGCGGUGGAACGGUCCUUUAUCAGGGGCCCCAGAGGAGGGAGACCACGGAAGGGACACAGACGGCUGCAGAGAUGAGGACGAUGAAGAGGGGCAGUGGAGGGGCGGUAGUGGCGAGGAGAUGAUCGAGAGAAACCGCGUCAGGAAGGGGCGGCGCGGAAGGUGGCAGAGGUGAGGUAGCUGUGGAGGGACCGGCCAGAGGGAGGCGGACGUCAAAAAGUCCUCUGGCGUGGAUGUGAGGUGGCAAUGUAGAGGGGCUGAAGAGGAUUCAGAGGGAGAAGAGAGCUGCGUGCAGGGUCCCUAGGGUAUGACCUAGUAGUGAAGGCACCCGAACCAGGCACCUAAGGCAUUUCAAGCAGUAACUUCCUCCGUUUGAGUAGGAAUGUGGGUCCUCCUCCGAAGCGGGUACCCCCUCCGCAUCCUGCUGCCCCUGCGUGGGGCGUGGAUGGGACGGAGAGGCCUGCCCCGAAGCUUGGCCCCGGGCCCUCCUCGCAGACGGUACAGGAAGGAGGCUCUUCCCUCCUUGGAGGCACCAGUGUUGCCUGUAACCACAACUGAAAUCCGCCAGUAUUUGCGGGCCCGUGGGAUCCCCUUCCAGGAUGGACACAGCUGCCUGCGGGCACCGAGUCCCUUUGUGGAGGCCUCAAAGCUCAAGGACCAGACUGGUGCAGCCUCUUCCUUCAGCCUCUUCAUUGACAAGACCACGGGCCGCUUUCUCUGCAUGACCACCCUAGCAGAGGGGAGCUGGGAAGACUUUCAGGCCAGCGUGGAGGGGCAAGGGGAUGGGGCCAGAGAAGGGGUCCUACUCAGUGAGGCCCCAGAAGCUGAGGACAGUGAAGAGGUCCGGAGGAUCUGGGACCGAGCCAUACCUCUCUGGGAGCUGCCUGAGCCAGAGGAGGCCCAGCUAGCUCGCAUGAUGUUUGGCCUCACCAGAGUGACAGAUGACACACUUAAGCGUUUCAGCGUGCGCUAUCUGCGGCCUGUUCGCAAGCUUGUCUUCCCUUGGUUCUCCCCUGAAGGUUUGGGAUUGCGAGGCCUGAAGCUACUAGGGGCUGAAACCCAGGGCAAUGGGGUGCAGUAUGUGGAGACCACCAUUCCCCGGCCUGGUGCCUACCACAACCUGUUUGGGUUACCACUGAUCAGUCGACGAGAUGUUGAAGUGGUAUUGACAAGUCGAGAGCUGGACAGUCUGGCCUUGAACCAGUCCACAGGGCUGCCUACUCUAGCCCUACCCCGAGGAACAGCCUGCUUACCCCCUGCCCUGCUUCCUUACCUCGAACAGUUCCGACGGGUCGUGCUCUGGCUGGGGAAUGACCUUAGGUCCUGGGAAGCUGCCAAGUUGUUUGCCCGAAAACUGAACCCCAAACGAUGCUCCUUGGUGCGGCCUGGGGACCAGCAGCCCUCUCCACUGGAGGCUCUGAACCAAGGCUUAAACCUUUCUCGUAUUCUACGUACUGCCCUGCCCGCCUGGCACAAGUCUAUCGUGUCUUUCCGGCAGCUUCGGGAGGAGGUGCUAGGAGAACUGUCAAACGUGGAGCAGGCAGCUGGUGUUCGCUGGAGCCGCUUUCCAGACCUCAAUCGUCUUUUGAAGGGACAUCGGAAGGGCGAGCUGACAGUCUUCACAGGGCCAACAGGCAGUGGAAAGACAACAUUCAUCAGUGAAUAUGCCCUGGAUUUGUGUACCCAAGGAGUGAACACGCUGUGGGGUAGCUUUGAGAUCAGCAACGUGAGACUAGCCCGUGUCAUGCUGACACAGUUUGCUGUGGGACGACUGGAAGAGCAACUGGACAAAUAUGAUGAGUGGGCUGACCGCUUUGAGGACUUGCCCCUCUAUUUCAUGACUUUUCAUGGGCAACAGAGCAUCAGGACUGUAAUAGACACAAUGCAACAUGCAGUCUAUGUUUACGACAUUUGUCAUGUGGUCAUCGACAAUCUGCAGUUCAUGAUGGGUCAUGAGCAGCUGUCCACAGACAGGAUUGCAGCUCAAGACUACAUUGUCGGGGCCUUUCGGAAGUUUGCAACAGACAGUAGCUGCCAUGUAACCCUGGUCAUUCACCCCCGAAAAGAGGAUGAUGAUAAAGAACUACAGACAGCAUCCAUUUUUGGCUCAGCCAAAGCAAGCCAGGAAGCAGACAACGUUCUGAUCCUGCAGGACAGGAAACUGGUAACUGGGCCAGGGAAACGGUAUCUGCAGGUGUCCAAGAACCGCUUUGAUGGAGAUGUAGGUGUCUUCCCACUUGAAUUCAACAAGAGUUCUCUCACCUUCUCCAUACCACCAAAGAGCAAGGCCCGGCUCAAGAAGAUCAAGGAUGACAAUGGACUAGUGGCCAAAAAGCCCUCUUCUGGCAAAAAGGGGGCUAUGCCCCAGAUCUCUGAGACUUGUUCCAACCAGGCCCGCAACCCCAACCAGCCAGACCUCUCCAAGCCUUCAAGGUGAAGACACUGCAGAGCUGGACAGUGAAACACCCCUGGCAGGACAGUGUGGGGUAGAGACUCUCAGUCCUCUGCUAGGGCUGCCUCUGCCCUGUAGUUGUGAGCUAUGGGCCCCUGUCUCACCCUGAGGGGCUUAGCAUAGGGAAUGGUUUCAUUUCGAGAGAAUUCAAUUUAGCAAAUAUUUGAGAACCUACUAUGUGCUAGGCUUGGUUCUAGAUUCUGGGAAUAUAGCACUGACAAGACAGAUGAGGUCCCUGCUUCCAUGGAACCUGUAAUCUGGUAGAAGAGACAAGCAAUGAGCAAAUACACACAAAACAUAGUUCUCAAUAGUGAAAAUAUGCUCUAAAGGAGAAAAAUACAGUAAUGUGAUAGUGCUUACAGUCUAGUUUAGAGUAAUAUUUGAAAAGGUAUCUCUGAGCAGAGGACAUUUGAGCUGGGACCUCUAAAGAACUAGGAUUGAGCCAUGUGAACAUGUGGAGAAAGAGGAAUCCAGGCAGAGGAAAAAAUACAGAGGCCCUGAGGUGAGAACGAGCAAGUUGAGGUCAAAGCAGGGGGGGUCAGGCUCCCUGAACCUAUAACUUCUUGUCAAAACUCCAGCCCAGGCUUUCAGAGCCAAGGGGUGACAUGGCGGACACCAAACUCCUCUACCCGCCACUCUGAAGCCUCCCCUGAAGUGGUGCUUACUACCAUCUGAUCUAGGUGCUUCACCCUUGUAUUAAUAACACCAGGGCUAGCUACAAAGGUGGAAGCCUGGAAGAGAGCCAUGGAAGGGAGCUGUGAGCCCAGAGUGCCUGCCACCUAGACACUCAUUCCAUGGUAUGCUGCUUUGGACUGGUGGAGUGGAUGCAAUCAAGACUUUUUGUAGAGCCUUUUCCAGUUUUACUGAAAAAUAAAAAUAAAAAUAUUUUUUUUUCCAUU